Molecule: messenger RNA, 906 nt
Organism: Aegilops tauschii subsp. strangulata
Lineage: Eukaryota; Viridiplantae; Streptophyta; Magnoliopsida; Poales; Poaceae
Source: RefSeq, a predicted model, not a curated record
CUCACUCGCUCCCUCCCCUCCCCCAGACGCAAACAGAGCAGCCACGAGGUGACGAAGCCAAGAAACGCCGGCGAUCGGCGGUCGAGAGUUCGAUAUGGACAUCCUGGAGCAGCCCCUCGAGGCCGUCGCCUUCCGCAUCCACUCCCUCCCCGAGGCCGCCGCGGCGGGCGCCGCGGCGUGGACCUGCCUCGCCGCCGUCCUCGCCGCGGCUGCGGCCGCCGGCGUAUGGCGCCUGCGCUCCUCCACGGCGCCGUCCGCUGUGAUCUCGGAUGAUGUGUCCAAGCCUUUCGUGGAGCUAGAUACUUCCCCGUCGAUGAUGGUGUCUUCGGAGACGGAGAGAUCGCUAGGGAGAUCGUCUGAGGCGACGAUGUCGACGUCGCUGCCGGCGCUGUCGCCGAGGGAGCGGUACACGGCGUACUACCACGACACCGGCUGCGUCGGAUGCUGCGACGUGGAGAGCGACGAGGAGGAGGAGGAGGAGGAGGAGGAUCGGGAUCCGGAAGAUGACUACGGCGUGUACGGGCCGCCCGAGCAGGCGGAUCCUUUCGAAUGGGAGGUGGUGAGGCCUCUGCUGCCUCUCAUGCCGGCGACGGCUGCUGAGACUGGCCGGUACCUGAGCCCAAGGGCGCUCAGCGGCAGCGUGGUGCGGCUGUGGGAUCAAGGCGCCGAUAGGAGCUUCGUGGCCGCGGCUGCGGCGAGCCGGAGACGGAGCGGUAGAGCUGGCACCGUCUCGAGCUUCUGAUCACUAGAGACGACUGUAGCGCCAUCGCCCUCGAUUUUAGAUGAUGAAACUGGCAAUAAAUUGUAAUCUUUUAGGUGGAAGCAAAAUGUUUCCGUAGCUUAAUUAUAGAUAGCCGAUGUACUGUGCACAUACAAUGUUUUGAUCCAAUCAGUUAUUGCUUGCAA